UGUAGACAGAAGGGCGGCAAGUCCAUCGCCGUACGAAGGACUCCCGCCUCACAUGCAGCUUCUGCCCGAUUCGGACGAGGGGGAGGCGGACGUGGACGUGUCCAACACAGUUCCACUGGGUAGCGGGUCGACCCAGGAAUGGACGGGUAGCCAGUUGUAUGAUCGGCGCAGAGCGAAGUACAGGCAGACGUUCACUUCCCUCCUCCACGAAGGUGCCCAGGACGCGGAACGCCUCCCACCUGUGGAUCUCACAAUUGGCCUGCGGAGCGGGAGCCCAUCUUCUGCCACGCGCACUGUGCUCAUGAACCCUCAUCCCAACGACGACGCGGGGCAGGUGACAUUGGUCAGCAGGGGCACAAGGGGUGGUUCUGCGCCUCAGGAGACGUCCGAGAAGACGAGGGAGCGGCCUCGAGUGCAGGCGACUUCUGGCCCGUCAAUUCCACGCACCACCGCUGGUCGCCCUGAGUGGAUGAACCCCCCUCCUGCGUUCUCCAGGGGCCGCGACACCGUUCCUCGUCCAGUUGAACGGGGUGUGAGUGAGGAAGACUUCCCUUCCGAGGGCGCGCGUGGAGAUGGCAGGCGGGUAUGGAAGGAGUCGAGGCAGGAGUUGCGGCGGCAGCAAGAAGAGUCCAUAACGCAAGGUGUGCAGCGAUUACGCGUGGGCGAGUGGGCCGGGCAAGCAGACGCGGUUGGCGGGGGGGGUGACGUCUGGACAGACGGUGACGAAGUUCAGUGCGACGCUGAGGAGGACGACAGCGGUGACAUGUUCCCGUUGCGUGCGCCGAACAUGGGUGGCAGGGGCGGCAGAAGCAGGGCCUCGGCGAAUGCUGGGCGGAGGCGGAAGAGGUUGUCGGCGACCUCUGCUGAUGCGGAAGGUGAGGGGGAUGGGGAGAGUGGUCGGAAUUUCUGGUCUGUGGAUCACAUGGUGGCCCUCAUAAGGGCGAAGCGGGAUCAGGACGCCCAACUGCAAGCGGCGGGGCACGCAUUCGCACGGAUGCGGUCGAGGGAGUGGAAAUGGUUGGACGUCCGAGAGAGGUUGCUGAAGUUGACGAGUCAGAAGAGGGCAGAGAAAGGAUUCAGCUUCAACAUGGAUCGGUCCGUCUACGAGGAGAUCAAAGGGGCGAAGGAGAGGAGCCACACUAUCAGCCCGAGCAAUGUUGCAGACACCGGUGGCGCAGGAGGUGUGCAACUCCCAUCUGCACAGUCGGCGACUCCGGAAUCUGUGGGGGACGGGGAUGCCGCUGGAGAUGGCAACGACGAAGACGGCAACUCAGCGCGUGGGGGCUCACAGACGACUGGAAAUCCGGCUGGUUUCAUGAAGAGGAAAAACGUGCGGCAGCAGACAUUCAAGGCCUUAAGCGAGUGCAUGGAGAAGCAUGGGGCGUUGAUGGCGUCGACGAUGGAGAGCGAGAGCAUGAGGCAAUGCGAGGCGAUGGAGAGCGCGAGCAAGAGGCAAUGCUCCAUUCAAAUUUGGCAGUGUGAGGCUAUCGAAGCGGAGGUGGAGGUCCAGAAGCAACACUGCGCUGCGUCUAAUGAAGCGAAGAAGCCCAAGGCAUCAAGCGGCGGUGCUCUGGUGAUCGGGAGGUCCGUGCGGGAAGAGUGGGUUACCAAGGCCAGCAGCGGACAGGACGACGAUUUCGAAUCAGAAGCGGACACGUUUCAUGGGAGGAAAGGGACCUUGCGUGAACUAGCGAACGCGCGAAUGGUGAGCGGAGAGGAAGGCAUCGACGGUGGUAAAGAUGGUGGUCACGGGGUUGCGCGAGGCAAGGGUGAGGCGGCCGGCGACGUGGGAGGCGGUGUUGUUGCCAGGGAGGAGCGUGGCCAGCCGACGACCCCUGGCAUGCGCGGCGUCGUGCCGUCGAAGGACGUGCAGGCGGCCCAGGACGUCGGUAAACACCCGCCAAUGCGGGCGCCUUCAAACCCAGCGACGCCCACGGCGGGACAGGCGAGAAGGGAUGAAGGGGCGGGGGUGAAUGCGGCAGUCAGGGGACAGCUUGCGACGCGCAUUCCCGCAAAGGAAGCCGCAGCGGUGGGAGCCGUCAGGCGAUCCGGAAACCUGGCGGCUUUGGAGGCGAAAGCGAAAGUGUGGGUGGACGAUCUGCGUUUCUGGAACGAGACGGAGGGGCAUGGGAUGUUCAAGAUCAUCCAGGAGACGCGCCUGCACCUCAUCGCCAUCGCGAAGGGUGUGAAACCGUCGGAGAUCAGAAAAAGCGUUGUCCUCCCGAACGCCACGAUCCCUCAGCAGAAGCUGGAAGACGUGUCGGAGUUGGGGGCCGCGAAGGAGAGGGCUUCGAGGGCGCUGUGGACGACGACAGGAGGUGACCGCGCACAGUCACCCGCCGGUGCUGCUUAUGAUGACGAUGAUGUCGACGAUGAUGACGUUGAUGAUGAUGAUGAUAACAGUGACGAUGAUGAUGAUGGUGAUGACAACGAUGAUGAUGAUGACGAUGUUCAUGAUGAUGCUGACGAUCGUGAUGAUGACGAUCGUGAUGAUGACGAUCGUGAUGAUGACGAUCGUGAUGAUGACGAUCGUGAUGAUGACGAUCGUGAUGAUGACGGUGGCGAUGAUGAUGGUGAUGAUGAAGAUGAUGAUGAUGAUGAAGAUGAUGAUGACGAUGUUCAUGAUGAAGAUGAUGAUGAUGAUGACGAUGAUGAUGACGAAGGUGGUGAUGGUGAUGACGACGAUGUCGCCGAUGAUGAUGGGGACAGGAGCUGGCAUGGCGUGUGAAUAGCGGUUGCGCGCGUUUCGUAGACGUCUUCUACUUCUUUUGCGUCGAGUCGUUUCCUUGGGAGAGCUUGGUUUCAUAAAGCAGACAGCAAAGUGCAGUCGACAUGCACGUCUUUUCAUUAAAGGGGCCACUCAUCGUCGACUGUGCGGUGUCAUUAACGUCCGUCAUGUCUAUGCGCAUCAUUGAUGCUAAUUUGAUUUCGUGUGUUAUGACGAACAUUCCUUUUAUAUCGCAAACGUGUUUUCUUAUGUUUGUUCUUUCCGAUUGCAAAGCUUCCAUGUAAAGUUGUGGGUCAUAAGGUGCAUGAAUUCUGUGUGAGAGAUUGACGUUUUCACUCAGUUCCCUUCUUCCUUCUGCACUCAUCGUUCAAUCAUUCACAACACUUUGAUGAAGAUGAAGAUGAAUGAUUGGCAACAUAAAAUAUGUACUCCAACAUUUGGACCAUGGACAUAUGUGAACUCGAAUGAAUGCUAUCAUCAAUG
This is a messenger RNA of Chara braunii, 3211 nucleotides long. The record is from the annotation of a GenBank genome assembly. Lineage: Eukaryota; Viridiplantae; Streptophyta; Charophyceae; Charales; Characeae.